This is a messenger RNA of Striga hermonthica, 879 nucleotides long. The record is from the annotation of a GenBank genome assembly. NCBI's taxonomy places the organism in Eukaryota, Viridiplantae, Streptophyta, Magnoliopsida, Lamiales, Orobanchaceae.
AUGAGGACGGGCCUUUUCAACCGUCGGACAAUAAGGCAGGGAGUGCUGUCAGUCGGAUCGGCGAAGAUAAAGCUGAUGCUUGCCUGCUGCAUCGUGUUCACAUUUAUUGCGCUCGCAGGUCGAACGGCGACGUUUUUGGGUUGGAACUAUUACUCUGCUCCUCUCCAGCGAUCCUGUCUCCCAGGAGAAGGUUAUACCUUAUUGAUCAACACGUGGAAAAGAAAUGACCUUCUAAAGCAAUCUAUAUCCCAUUAUGCAAAGUGUCCCGGGCUAGAUUCUGUACAUAUCGUGUGGAGUGAACCCGACCCACCUUCGAAGUCCCUUGUCAACUUUCUGAACCGUGUCAUCAAGAUGAACUCCAAAAACAGUGGAGCAAUUGAGUUGAAGUUUGAUAUCAACAAGGAAGACAGUCUGAACAACAGAUUUAAAGAGAUCAAGGAUUUGAAGUCAGACGUUGUAUUUUCCAUUGAUGAUGACAUUAUAUUUCCUUGUACAACAGUGGAAUUUGCUUUUAGUGUCUGGCGAAGUGCACCAGAUACAAUGGUCGGUAUGAUCCUUUCCAAAGCUGCCUUCUUCCACAAGAAGUAUCUCAGUAUGUACAGUUACGAGAUGCCAUCAUCAAUUCGAGAAUAUGUGACCAAGAAUAGGAAUUGUGAAGAUAUUGCAAUGUCUUUCCUCGUUGCAAAUGCAACUGGUGCUCCUCCCAUUUGGGUCAAAGGUAACAUUUUUGAGAUUGGUUCAACCGGGAUUAGCAGCAUGGGUGGUCACACUGAGAAGAGGACUGAAUGUGUGAACCGUUUUGUUACUGAGUAUGGUAGAAUGCCCUUAGUAUUGACUCCGGUCAAGGCAAUUGAUAGCCGAGUUUGUUGGUUUUGGUGA